Molecule: messenger RNA, 6348 nt
Organism: Pangasianodon hypophthalmus (striped catfish)
Lineage: Eukaryota; Metazoa; Chordata; Actinopteri; Siluriformes; Pangasiidae
Gene: eif5b
Product: eukaryotic translation initiation factor 5B
Exons: 24
Coding region: 109-3723 (1204 amino acids)
Molecular function (GO): translation initiation factor activity; GTP binding; GTPase activity
Source: RefSeq, a predicted model, not a curated record
UGCAACCCUUCAAUGGGCGCAUGCGCAGUGCUGCUCCAAUCGACCAUAUGCGCUAAGCAGUGACUACACACAGCGGUGCUAAAGUGGGGAAAUAAUUACAGAGUAAUCAUGGGAAAGAAACAGAAAAAUAAAGGAGAUGACGGUGCCAAAGACGACGGUGUUGACAUUGAUGCCUUAGCAGCUGAGAUCGAGGGAGCCGGCGCAGCAAAGGAACAGAGCAAAGGCAAAGGCAAGAAAAAGAAAGGAGGGAAGAAAGAUGACUUUGAUGAGGAUGACAUCCUGAAAGAACUGGAGGAAUUAUCACUUGAAGCCCAGGGUGGAAAAGCAAAAGAACCAGCAAAGAAAUCCGACUCCAUAGAGGACACCGAGGCCGAGCCAGCACCAACCAAGGCGGACAAGAAGAAGGCCAAGAAGGGCAAGCGUGAAGACGAUGAGGGUGAAGAAGCUCCGGGUAAAGACGACAUGGAGAACGAGAGCAGGACGAAAGGCAAAAAGGCACUUGCGGCUCCCGUUGCUGCUUCUGCUGCUUCAGAGUCUGACGACGAGUCGCAAUCCCGACGCAAAGCCAAGGCCAUCAAGAAGGGCGGGCGGAAGGGCGUGUCUGACUCUGAGGAUGACGACGAGGAAGAACGUGCAAAGAAGGGCGGAGGAGGUGAAGAAGAGCAGUCAGAUGACGACUCUCAGGCCGCACGCAAACAGAAGAAGAAGGCAAAAGCGAAAGCAAAGGCCGACAGUGACAACGACGAUCCAGAAGACGACAGCUCCUUCAAGAUGAAGACGGCGGCACAGAAGAAGGCAGAGAAGAAGGAGAGAGAAAGAAAGAAGAAGGAGGAAGAGAGGGCCAAAAUGAAAGCAAAAAAGGAGAAGGAGGAAGAGACCGUUAAGAAGGAUGCAGCCAAGCCUGCAGGAAAAGGUGCAGCCGCUCCACCCUCGGAUGCAAAAAAGACUGAGGUGGAGGAGCUAGACGGGGCGGAAGACCAGGGCGAAGAUGAGGGCGAGGGUGAGAAGAAGAAGAAGGACAAGAAGAAGAAGAAAGGAGAAAAGGAAGAAAAGGAGAAGAAGAAAGGGCCGAGUAAAGCUGCAGUGAAGGCCAUGCAGGAAGCCCUGGCUCGGUUGAAGGAGGAGGAGGAGCGAGCCAAGAGGGAGGAAGAGGAGAGGGAGAGACGCCUGGCCGAGCUGGAGGCGCAGAGGCUCGAGCAGGAGCGACUGGAAGCAGAGAGGAAAGAGAAGAAGAAGCAGAAGGACAAGGAAAGGAAGGAGAGGCUGAAGAAGGAGGGCAAGCUCCUGACCAAGUCCCAGAAAGAGGCUCGAGCCAGAGCUGAGGCCACGCUCCGCGCGCUGCAGGCCCAGGGUGUUGAAGUGCCAUCCAAAGACUCUAUGCCAAAGAAGAAGCCUGUUUACUCUGACAAAAGAAAAAAGAAGCCAACAGCACACACUCCUGAAGAGACCUCAGAAGUAGCUUCACCCACGUCGGAAGUGGCUGAGCCGAUCGCCAUGGCGAUGGACGUGGACGCUUCCAAAGAGGAGCCAGAGGCUGAAACUAAGGCUGACAGUGCAGACCUAGAUGACUGGGAGGCCAUGGCCAGUGAUGAAGAAAGAGAGUUGAAGAAAGUGCACAUCGAAGUGAAGGAGACAGCAGCCACUCAGCCAACCCACAAACCUUCUGCUCCUGCCGAACAGGAGAACGGUAGUGAAGAAGAGGAGGAGGACGACGAGGAUGAUGAAGAGGAGGAUGAAGAGGACGAGAGCGAGGAAGAUGAGGAAGAGGAAGAGAAGGACAGCCAGACAGCAAAGGACAAGAGUGGGAAAGAAGAGAGCUCGGAGUCGAGCAGCGAGAGCGAUUCAGAUGACGAGCGCACCAAAGAGGAGAGGAUGUACGAUAAGGCCAAGAGACGCAUAGAGAAACGGAGACAGGAGAACCUAAAGAACAUUAACGUGGACAAACUGAGAGCUCCUGUGGUCUGUGUCUUGGGGCAUGUAGAUACAGGGAAGACAAAAAUCCUUGACAAGCUGCGACACACACACGUACAGGAUGGCGAGGCAGGUGGAAUCACUCAACAGAUUGGUGCCACCAACGUUCCCUUGGAAACCAUCAUUGAGCAAACCAAGAUGGUGAAAAAUUUUGACAGAGAUAAUAUAAAAGUUCCAGGAAUGCUGAUUAUCGACACACCAGGACACGAGUCUUUCAGUAAUCUGAGAAACAGAGGCAGCUCCCUGUGUGACAUCGCGAUCCUGGUGGUGGACAUAAUGCAUGGACUGGAACCACAAACCCUUGAGUCCAUCAACCUGCUGAAGGAAAAGAAGUGUCCCUUUAUUGUGGCUCUGAACAAGAUCGACCGUCUCUAUGACUGGAAGAAGAGUCCGGACACAGAUGUGGUGGCUACUCUGAAGAAGCAGAAGAAGAACACUAAGGAUGAGUUUGAUGAGCGAGCCAAGGCUGUCAUGCUCGAGUUUGCCCAGCAGGGUUUGAAUGCAGCUCUGUUCUUUGAGAAUAAGGACCCUCGUACUUUUGUCUCUCUGGUGCCCACCUCUGCGCAUUCAGGCGAUGGCAUGGGCAACCUGAUCGCCCUGCUGGUAGAGCUCACCCAGACCAUGCUGGCACGCAGGCUGGCCCACUGCGACGAGCUCCGAGCACAGGUCAUGGAGGUAAAAGCUCUGCCUGGUAUGGGCACAACGAUAGACGUGAUCCUGAUCAACGGGUGCUUGCGUGAGGGCGAGACCAUCAUCGUGCCGGGCGUGGAGGGGCCUAUCGUCACUCAGAUCAGAGGACUGCUGUUGCCACCGCCUCUCAAGGAGCUCCGUGUCAAGAAUCAGUAUGAGAAGCACAAGGAGGUGAAUACGUCUCAGGGAGUGAAGAUCCUGGGGAAGGAUCUGGAGAAGGCUCUGGCAGGCCUGCCGCUGCUUGUGGCUCAUAAAGAGGAUGAGGUUCCUGUACUUAAGGACGAGCUGAUCAGGGAGCUGAAGCAGACGCUGAACGCAAUAAAGCUGGAGGAGAAGGGUGUGUAUGUACAGGCAUCGACACUGGGCUCACUAGAAGCUCUGCUCGAAUUUUUGCGCACAUCCAAAGUGCCUUAUGCUGGCAUUAAUAUCGGUCCUGUUCACAAGAAAGACGUAAUGAAGGCAUCUACAAUGCUGGAGCAUGACCCACAGUACGCAGUGAUACUGGCGUUUGAUGUGAAGAUUGAAAGAGACUCUCAGGAGAUGGCUGACAGUCUGGGUGUGCGGAUCUUUAGUGCCGAGAUCAUUUACCAUCUGUUUGACGCCUUCACCAAAUACAGGGAAGACUACAAGAAACAGAAGCAGGAGGAGUACAAGCACAUAGCAGUGUUCCCCUGUAAGCUGCGCAUCCUGCCUCAGUUCAUCUUUAACUCCAGAGACCCUAUAGUCAUGGGGGUGACUGUGGAGGCAGGUGUACUGAAGACAGGCACCCCGUUGUGUGUACCUAGCAAAGCUUUCGUGGAGAUUGGCAUCGUGACCAGUAUCGAGGUGAACCACAAGCCAGUAGAGACUGCAAAGAAAGGGCAGGAGAUCUGCGUGAAGAUCGAGCCGAUUCCCGGAGAAUCGCCCAAGAUGUACGGUCGACAUUUCGAGGCCGUAGAUAUCAUCGUUAGCAAGAUUACCCGUCAGUCCAUCGACGCUCUGAAGAACUGGUUCAGAGACGAGAUGCAGAAGUCGGACUGGCAGCUAAUCAUGGAGCUGAAGAAAACUUUUGAAAUCAUCUGAGCACACACAAUGACUUUCAAACUGACCUACAUGCUGAGACCACACACACACACACAUACACACACACUUUUGCACACUCCCGAGUUCAUCUGACUACUUCAGUCUAAGUGUUGCUGUUUUUACACACACACACACACACACACACACACAUUCUCUCUGACACACUCUGACACGCAGAGGGUAAGUGUGGGUGUGUACAGGGUCGAAACAUGCUCCUCCCUGUUUUCCCUCCAUCUCCUCCUUUAUGAGUGGUGGAGACAACAGAAAAAGACGAAAAGAGAGGAAAAAAAAAAGUUUUUCUGUGAGAAACUGAAACUAUUACCACUGUUUUUAACAGUGACUGUUAGAGAAACAUUUACACACUAUUCCAAACGUGCCUGUUAUUUCUGAUCGACCUGUUUAGUUUCCCUGGAGCGUGGCGCUGAUUUUACAGAAGCAUUAGAGGAAUAGGGCACCCAAAAAUGCUAACGUGGUUAAUGACCUAUGAAAGCGAACGAGAAGCCGUUAGUACAGCUGUUAUUGAAUGCUAACAGGCUCCUGCUGGCUUUUGUGAAUUAAUAGCAAUGUUAACAUGUUUGGGUUAAGGUGUAGUGCCAGUUUUGCAGGCUCAGUUUCUGCCGGUCUUUGUGUGAACCUUAGUGUCAGUGGUGAUGACGCUCCAUCAAAUCACACACGAUACAUGUGUUCAUUACACCAUAUAGUGUCAGAGAGGGGAAAUGAAGGCAAGUGGGGAUUUCACUUGUCAGACUUGAAAUUGAAAACAUUAAACAAGGAUUUUAGACAUUGAGUAAUUAUGCCUGGUCAGUGUUUUCUUUUUUUUUUUCUUUUUUUUUUUUUUUAAAUAAAGUUCCCCUCAUGGCCCUGCAAUGCAAGUCUUUUAUGGUCCUUUGUGAACUAAACCCACGUUAUGCGGUAUUUGUCGCAAGGCCUUUGCUACUACCCUUGAUGCUGCCUUGUGCCUGUCUUUACUGGGAUUUGUUCAGUUAGUAUAAAUUCCCCCCGAAUGAAAGGAAAAAUCAUUGGUGAUUUAAUUACCAAUAAAGAGAUGGCAUAUUUAUAGGAGUUGUAUGUGAAACAUGAUGUGAGUUUGUCUAGAUGUUUCUCAUUGUGUUUAUCUUCACCUGUUGAAGGGAAAAGCUUUCUGAAACACUGCAUAAAUUUCCAAGGUGGAGAGCAUGGGUUUGAAAUGGUAUACUGGACCAGUGCAUACUGUAUACUACACACUGUUCCUCUCUAUUAAUGUCAUUUAUAGUAUGCAGUAUGAAAGAUUUAAAGGAAACCUCCACCCUGAAACAUGUUUAUAUUGAAAUAACUGUGAUGUGCUUAGUGAUUCUGCAGCUAAAUUCUUGGUGGUGUAUUUUCGUUUUUCUUGUGAGAAGUUACCAGUUUGUCUGCUGUGCUAAUGUCAACAAAUGAACAAGAGCUUCUUUCACCACUCACUAUUCACCAGAGAUGGAUUACCCAGUGGCACUACUGUCAGUGGGCAGUUGAACAGCAUUGUGGGCAAAAAAAAAAGGGGCCAAGUUCAAAAUGGCAAAAUAUUCAGCUUUUAAUGGUCUUAAAUUAAGUUUAAUUGGUCAGACAAUUGUCAAGAAUGAAGCAAAUGCACUCUGAGACUUCCUGUGCCACCAUUUGCUCGUUUACCUUUGCUGCAGUGAACUGUUUGUUUGGGGAAAAGCUAGAAACAGGGAAAUUCAUUCAAUUUAUUUCAUCUUCCUGUAUGCAAAGGUAAAAUCAUGACAAUGAUUAAAAUGUUUGAUGUAAAAUUCAAACUAAUACAUGUCUGGGUUUACAAAACAUUCCAACCGUAUCUUCUGGGAUGAUUUUUUUUUUUUUGUCAUUAUUUGGUUAUCUGCCACACCUUAUCCAUCAAGGGCCACAAGGCUUAAACAUUUAAAGAAAUCAAAAGAAAAGCUCCCAUACGAAGUUCCUUUAUCUAUUUGUUUAAUUCUUGCUAAUUUCCUGACCAGUGAUUUGUUGUUAAGACCAUUAAAAGCUUAAUGUUUUGUCAUUUUGGGCUUGGCCCAUUUUUUUGGCCAGGAGUGUAGGAAAAUGUUAACCAAAGGGGAAAAUAGACCAACAUGUUGAUGGAAAAAAAAAAAAAAGUUUAAACUUCAUUGAGAAUUUAAUCAAAUCUAUUGUACAAACUAUUAAUGAUCAAUAUUGUAAUCAAUUUGUUCAGGGUGGAUUUUUCCCUUUAACAUUUGAUAUGUUACCUAAUAAUAUGACCAUCCAGCUACCAAUUAUUGGUUCCCAAAACAUUGUGGGAACAGAUCUUUGUAGUUCCUUUUCAGUUUCCUAGGGAAGUUUUCUUUAACGUUCAUGUGUUGUGCAUUAUGGUUCAGAGAACAUUCCCCUAAUGUUCUCAUAACUUUUAAACAACCUCAUGGUACCAUGCAAUGGUUUGGAGAAUGUCCUCCUACCAUUCUGGAAACAUUUGAAUUAUUUGAACCCCUUGUGAACCUUGCACAAACCUGGGAGUUGUCAAGAACAUUCCUGUAACGUUAGGGGAACAUGCUCUGAACCAUCCCUAUACAAGCCUGUCUCUAUACUGCUACAAGCCUGAUUGGUUGUCAUAAGGUUCUUGUUACAUAUAUAUCUAAUAAAACAUGAUGGGCACAAAAA